AUGUAUGCAAAUUUGCAAUAAAAUUUGGUACUUCAAUAAAAGCCCGCGCCGCGUAUUCUCCACCAAGCAGCAAGCACGAAUUUCUUAAGGGUUCUAGUAAUAACAUUUCCAGUGGCCGCCAAAUUUCGCGGGAGAAAAAAUGGCCGUUAGAUUUAAACAUCCCAAGCAAUCCCUCUCCCUUUCUUCAGAAUACGUUAAUAAGUUCAUCAAAACCCAAAUAAACCUUUCAAAGCCCCCUCCAAAGCUCUGGUCUGAUCAACAUGAUGCUGAAUCUUUUGACCCAUACAACAACAAUAGUGCACAGAUAUUGAAUUUAAGCCACCCCAUUUUACGUAUCUUAGAUUCUUGCACCCCAAACUUGAAAUAUUUUAAUCAAAUACAUUCCCAGCUCAUACUUUCAGGCAUUUUUCAACACCCUUUAGCUGCAGGUCGAGUUGUGAAGAAACUUUGCUCUUCACAGCUCACUUUAACUCAUGCUGUAAAGAUUUUUGAGAAUCUUGAAACCCCAGAUGCUUUUAUUUGUAAUACAAUCAUGAAAAGUUUUGUGAAUUUUGAUGAACCAAGUAAAGCUUUGUUUUUUUACUAUGAUCAGAUGGUUAAAAAUGGAAUAUUUCAGAAUAAUUAUACCUUUCCGAUAUUGUUUAAGGCUUGUGCUGAUUUGGGUAUGGUAAAAGAAGGUAAGAAGAUUCAUGCCCAUAUUGUGAAAUGUGGGUUUGAGUUGGAUUUGUACACUAGGAAUGUUUUGAUUCAUAUGUACUCAGUUUGUUGGCGGAUUGAUGAUGCACGGAAGGUGUUUGAUUUAAGUUCUGACUCAGAUUUGGUGACUUGGAAUACUAUGAUUGACGGGUAUGUGAAAAAUGGAGAAGUGAAUUUUGCGCGUCGUGUUUUUGAUGUAAUGCCGGAAAGGGAUGUAUUUAGUUGGAAUUCCAUGUUAUCUGGAUAUGUGGGGAUUGGAGAUAUGGAGGCUGCAAAUUUACUGUUUAUGGAUAUGCCUUCGAGGGAUAUUGUUACUUGGAAUUGUUUGCUCGAUGGGUAUGCUAAUGUUGGAAAUGUAGUAGCUGCCCGUUCUCUGUUUGAGCAGAUGGAUUAUCAGGAUGUAGUAUCUUGGACAACUUUAAUGGCUCUUUAUGUGAGACUAAAGGACUAUGGGGAAUGUUUGAGAUUGUUUGAUAGAUUGAUGCAGGGAAGAGAUAUUCAGCCAAAUGAGGCAAUCCUUAUGAGUGUUUUGACUGCUUGUGCACAUUUAGGGAAACUUGAUCUAGGAAAGUGGAUACAUUCUUAUAUAAGUUAUAGUAGGAGGAUUAACCCUGACACGUUGCUUUCAACUGCCCUGUUGACAAUGUAUGCCAAGUGCGGGCAGAUGGAUUUAGCGAAGGAGGUAUUUGCUCAGAUGCCAGAGAAAAGUGUUGUGUCGUGGAACUCUAUGAUAAUGGGUUAUGGAACCCACGGGCACGGUGAGGAAGCACUUGAAACAUUCAUGGAGAUGGAAAAAAGUGGAGUGAUGCCUAAUGAUGCUACGUUCGUUUGUGUUCUAAGUGCAUGUACUCACUCAGGGAUGGUAUUAGAGGGCUGGUGGUAUUUUAAUGUGAUGACUAGAGUUUAUAGAAUAGAGCCUAAAGUUGAGCACUACGGCUGCAUGGUUGAUCUUCUUGGGCGAGCUGGUUUGACGAGAGAUUCUGAAGACCUUAUCAAGAAUAUGCCUAUGGACUCUGGACCGGCAUUAUGGGGAGCUUUGCUUUCGGCUUGCAAGACCCACUCAAAUGUGGAACUUGGUGAGAUCAUAGCCAAGAGAUUAAUUGAGAGGGAUCCAGAGGAUAUUGGAUCGUAUGUGCUUCUGUCCAACAUAUAUGCUGCGCAAGAGAGAUGGGGUGACGUGGAGAAGGUAAGAAAUAUGAUGGUUGUAAAGGGAAUUAGAAAGGAAGCAGGAUCUAGCCUAGUCCAAUUUGCAAACUCGAACAUGUGGUGUUUUCCAGAAGAUGUUUCAGUACACAAGAGAAAUAUAUUGUGUUCCAUGUUGAAUGAGAUGGGAGUUCAGAUCAAAUGCCAGAGUGAAAGGUGAUGGAAUGAAGGAACUUGAAUAUAGGGAAUGCCUUCGAGGCAAAAGAGAUAGCGGAUCGAGGACAUCAAACUCACAGAACAAAACUGCAAGAGCUUUUGAGCUAAGACCCACGUUUCUCUGCAUAUUUCAGGUACAUCAGAAAGUUUGGCAUGGUACCGCAAGUACAUUAUAUGCUUGUUUGACUUUAUACAACUGACCUGCAACUUUUGUGGUGGGACGAGAACUGACAAUUGGAAUAGCGAAAGUGAACAUCACUGGUGGAAUUCUUGAAAGUUUAGAAUUUAAAAAGGCUGAGAUAUCCUCAGGUUGAAGAAAAAGUCAGUAGUUGAUAACUUAAGAUAAUCACAUAUGGCAGUGAAAUCCCAAAGUUAAUAAGCUGAGCUCUCCAAGAUUUCCUACUUAGGUUUUCCCCCCAUAAUAUAUCUGAAGAUUCUUCAGGUUGAGAUAGCUGGUGGAUUCUAAUCAUACAGCAUCUUCCUUUGUAUUCUGUAACGAUCACAGUUUCACCCCCUUUGCCUGCAACACCCGCAGCUACUGUAGUAUUUUUGCAGUUGACUUCUUUGCCUCUUCUUGAUUACUUGUGUUAUUAUUAAGAGCUUAGAGGUUCUCAUGUCUACAGUCUUGUGACCAGAAUUAAUGUUCUAUUUAUACAGGUUAAUUU
Messenger RNA from Nicotiana tabacum (common tobacco), 2720 nucleotides. Its product is annotated as pentatricopeptide repeat-containing protein At2g20540. Lineage: Eukaryota; Viridiplantae; Streptophyta; Magnoliopsida; Solanales; Solanaceae. Gene Ontology annotation, biological process: RNA modification. Gene Ontology annotation, molecular function: RNA binding; protein binding. The record is from RefSeq and is a predicted model, not a curated record.